Molecule: messenger RNA, 3492 nt
Organism: Coprinopsis cinerea okayama7#130
Lineage: Eukaryota; Fungi; Basidiomycota; Agaricomycetes; Agaricales; Psathyrellaceae
Exons: 6
Coding region: 1-3492 (1163 amino acids)
Source: RefSeq, a predicted model, not a curated record
AUGGGCGAUCAUCCCAAUGAAACUCCCCGUAAAUUCGCGCACGAAGCAGUGGGUGGAACGGGUGGUGGGGGUGGGUGGGCUGUGAUACCCAAGACAGCCUUCGCCCUCGCCACCCGAGCCUAUCACUUCCACCCAUACCACCAUGUCCUCGACUACCCUUCACUGUGCUCGAGUUCCGAGGCAGUGAAUGGGAAACCGCCCUCGUCGCAGUAUCUAGCCCCUCCCCGGCCCCGCACUCGAAUCUGCAAAGAAGUGGUCCGCAUCGAAGGGGAGAAGGAUAAUGCUGGUGGCGAUUUCGUGGGGAGUUUGGGAAGGUUCUUUCGUCCAACAUCGUCGGAAAUAUCGCUCUUAAUUUGGUUCAAUGAAGCGGCGAACGCUCGAUGUCUUCUCGAGAGAGUCAACGGUACGACUCACUUGAUCAUUCACGUCGGCCACCACCCCUACAACCUCAGCUACCUCCUUGGAAACUCCACCUCCAUCAGCGCUACCAGCGUAACCCACUACGCAAAGACGAAGGUCCUCGACGGUUACAAUGGCAAACCCACGGGCGAGGUUCUCCCAGGUAUCGGGACCGACCAUCUGCAAAAUCACGGCCACACUCUCCACCAGCAUCCUCAUCACGGGCACGAUUCGGUUGACAAAGGAGGGUACACCGAUGGCCUCAUUUACGAGUUUGGGCAAGGGGGAUUUGUACCUAGUUCUGGUCGCCUGCAAGAGGUCGGAGGUGUAUUAUACUACUCCCCCAACUGCGACAGAACCCUUACCUUCAAACGAGACCCUUUCUCAGAGGCGCACAUCAACCCUUUCCAGCCGGAAAAGCACAGACCGCUUCAGCCACCGCGCAAACCAUCCACGACCGAGCCUGUGGAGUCCACCACCUCUCCAAAGUUCGUCCAAAAAUAUCCCCGCUUCGAGGAGAUUUCCAGUCCACGUCUAUGGACACCUGCGUUCGGGUGGCUGGCGUUCGCACCAUUGAAGUACAGCGAUCCCGGGUACCCUUUCAAUCGACUCAAACGAAUACCUUUACCCUCAAUCGUUGGGUCCCCAGACAAUUUCACUUACCAAGUUCCCGAUAACUUCGCGCAGAGUUGGGCAAAACUGGAGUCUGAACUCUAUGGGGCUGUAACGAAACUCAAAUGCGCAUUCUCCCCUCCCAUGGUGUUACCGUUCCUCCCAUGGGCUCACGGAUACCUGAUCACCUUCAAGAACCCUAGAAGCUACGAUCGUGCGGUGGCCUCAUCGAGGGAUUGGUUUGCGGUUUGGUGGGGAGCUCUAUCGUACUUGAUAGCGUACGGCGAGUCCAGGCGAGAUGCCUUCACGCUCAAGAGCUUCGUACCUCAGUGGCACCUAGAAUUACGGUCGGAGGUGGACUCUGCAUGGGUAGACGGCAUAUGGUUCUCCUCGAUAUGUGAUUUCUCCUACAAUUCAAAUCGUAUUGGCUGCAUCAUCGACAUCGUCAACCCUGCCCCUAAUCAGCCUAGUCUACAGUGGUUUCUAGAGCACGGAGUGCCCGUGUGGUAUCGUUGGGGUCCAUCUGAAAGAGCUUCCGCGGAUCAACGAUUUGCGCCGCCUCCAGGAACGUUAACAUGGAGGCCGGAGCGACCUCUACCAACACCUUCGUCGUCUUCAUCCUCUCUGACACGGAGGCCCGAGGGACCUCGACCGACACCUUCGUCGUCCUCAUCGUCUCUGAGCACGGAUGCAUCAUCGUCAUCGACAUCAAGGUACCAACAACAGGAGUCAGCCCGGUCCAGGUUCCAGGUAGCUUGGGCGGCGCAUUGUGCUCAACAUGAACGGGCUCAUGCUCGCAUCCUUGAGAAGGAGACUGCUGCCGAUAGGCAAGCGCGCGAAGCUCGAGCGGCCAACCCUCCCGUGUCGAAAGUCAGAGUAUAUGAAUGGUCACCUUCGGAAAAGGACCCAGACACGUAUGAGCGCGUUCCGGCCGGGGUAAAGUACUCCAGAGAUACUCUUGCCCUGUAUAGCUCUAAGCAGAAGAUUUUUGAUGCGUUCUGCAGAGAGUGGGAUUGCUGUGACCUGUUGGGCGACGGCGAAGAGGAGAUCGACACCGAUGAAUGGACACCAGAGGACUUGGCACUACCACUGCCAAACUCACUGCGGAAUAAAAUCGCCGAAGCGUACGAUCUAUGUCUGGAGAACGACGACGAGGAAGAGGGCAUUCUAACUUCGACUGUAUCAGAGACCCAGGGUGAAGUUCCUCCGCCUUCAGCGUAUCAUCCUUUACAUCUUCCGUCGCAUCCACCGGAAGAUCCUACUACGAUAGUGGAUGAUGAGCAGGGCGUGUUCGUUACAUCGACUAAUUGGUUGGUGACUUCCUUGACAGAGGAGGUGAAUCACGUCUUCGGUCUUCACUAUGGCUUUGUGGCCCCUCUACCGUCGGUGCCAGUUGAACCCCAAGCCAAUGAAAAGGAUCGGAAGGCAUUUUUCCGGUUGCUGGGUCUCACCGACAUUGAGGACAAGCCUGAAGAGUACUUCAGCACGGCACAUUACCACUCAGCGGUUCGCUUCAUGACGGCACUCUCUCUGCGCAAGGCUCCCCAUGGGGCCUCAUGGGACCUUAAGGACGACGUCAUCGAUCCUCUCAAACACAGUUCUCGGUUGCCCCAUCUCCGCAUUGCUCCAAUACCGCACUUCGAGAACAUCGACAUGGUUGACAGAGGUCUGACGGACUGCGUGCCUCGUUACUACUACUUCGACUUCCCGUCGUCAAAGAAGAACUGGAAGCUCGCUGUCCUUAACGCGAUGGAUGCCCUUUUCGUUUGUCGUCUAUGCGACAAAUUCACUGAGGACGAGAUUGUGUUCACCCUCGUUCAGAAGGGCGUUUCAUUCAGACUCUUUAUGCCCCGUCGACACUUACGACCGUCCUUAUACCAGACUCCUUCUUACAGUCCCCUCCCUGUUCGACCCCUGAAGCACAAAUUCACGAAGGCCGAUUACGAUAGUUACAUCAACACCCGGACACUUGUCCUUUCGCAACCUCACAUGAAGGCGGCCUUGCGCCGGGGCGGGAUAAUUUGGCGUCUGGCUAUCGCGACGCUGGGCAUGGGCGACGCUCAAAGGGAAGCGGUUGGUUGUGGGAGUCUAAUCACGACGAACUUGCAAGGUUACGACGGAGAGUACGUCGAUGAUGGGUUGACAGCGCGAGAGCUGGACUUGAUUUGUGGUGCGUACAAGUGCAUCGACGAAAGGACAGGACAGGUUGCGAUGAAGUCUUGGUGGCCUCUCGCCCGGGCAUACGAACGCGCCGACUGUGGAGAGAAUUAUGGUCGUUGGUGCUGUCGAAGGGAGGAGUGGUACUUGCGUCGCCUGGAUAAUAUUGAGCGUGGCGUGGACAAGUUCAACCAACCGCUGGCCUUUCAGGAGUGGAAGUCUGCCCAACGAGGUUUGGGUGCCAUUCGUAGUUUCCAUCAAUCUCUCGAAUCGUCGUCCCACGAAUUCAUUGAAAGGAACAUCUUGUCUCGGUCGGUUACAUGA